AAAUGGCAGCGUUUUAAGGGCAGUGGAAGGAGGAGUUGUAGUAGUCAAAUUGUAGAGGUUUUAAAAGUAAGUGAACUCCCCCCCUCCCCGCAAUUUAUUCCGAUGUGCAGGGCAUGGUAUUAGAUAAUUGCUUUAUUUUAAUUUGAUGCCUUUGACAAUGGAUAAUUAUCAUCUAUUUUUUAAAGGAACCACUCCUUAUCCACUCGUAGAGAUUUGGCUAAAAUUAGACCAAAUCCUCAAACACAACACAACAGCGCCACAGCCGCCACAUAACCCCACGACGCUUGCCUGCCUUCCACUCGUUUUCAUAUUCACAUUCCCACUUCAUUAAGCAAUCGCUAACCCACCGUCUCACUCUCACUUCAAUUUCAAUUAUGGCGGUGGUGUUCGUUUCCUUUUCUUUCUUUCUAAUGGACGUGAGAUCUUUUAAGUACGGGGUCUUCCCUGAACCGGGUUGGGGUUUGGACAAUAUGACUUGGAAGGUGGAAUGGUAUUGUAGUUGAAGUGUAAAAGUAUCUCACUCACUUACUUUUAUUCUAGUUUGGAGUUUGACCCAACUGGGUCUUCCUUGGCCACCAACGAAACCAGUGAUGUCUACAAAUUUAUAUUCUUCUUGGCCAUCUUUUAUUACAUUCUCACCACUUGUCACGCAACUUCCUUUCUCUUCCUCUUUAUCCUUCUUUAUAAACCCAUCAUCGUCUUCUCUUACUCUCAUCACUCCAAACCACUUUCAACCAAUUCCCCACAUCAAAAACUUUGCUAUCUCUGUUCUUCUUUCUUUUCAGGUGCUGUUUAAUUCUCUGAAUUUCAUCUAUCUCUGUCUCUAAUGGCUCUUGAAGCUCUGAAUUCGCCCACCACUCCAUCGCCGGCGCUGCACUACGACGACCCGAGUCUCAAUUCGUUGGAGUCUUGGUCUAAGAGGAAGAGAACCAAGCGUCCGCGGGGAUUCGACAACCCUCCAACCGAGGAGGAGUAUUUAGCGUUAUGUCUUAUCAUGCUUGCUCGAGGCGGUGCCACCGCCUCUGACCCUGACCACCGACUUGCUUAUGAAGUUCCGAUUCCGGCUCAACCCAUAUCCGUUGUUAAACUUAGCUACAAGUGCUCUGUUUGCGACAAGGCGUUUUCGUCUUACCAGGCUUUGGGUGGACAUAAAGCGAGUCAUAGAAAAUCAGCUACAGGGGAAGACCACUCCACUUCCUCCACCAUAACCACUUCCGCCACCGCUACCACCGCCGUCGGUGGGGGUAAAUCCCACGAGUGCUCUAUUUGCCAUAAGUCUUUUCCCACCGGUCAGGCCUUGGGUGGCCACAAGCGUUGCCACUACGACGGCGGAAUUGGCAACAACAACAACAACAACCACCACAACCAAACACACAGUCACAACAACAACCACACCGUGACAUCGUCCGAAGGAGUUGGGUCGACCCACACGCAGAGCCACAGCCACCGGGACUUCGACCUCAACCUCCCCGCCUUGCCGGAGCUAUCUCCGGGAUUCUUCAUCAAUUCCGGCGACGAGGAGGUCCAAAGCCCAUUACCCCUGAAGAAGCCUCGAAUCUUAACAAUUCCCAAAGUCGAAAUCACUCAGACAUGAUCUUAGGGGGAAAGAAAAGCAGAAAUUGUUUGGAUUUGUUUGUUGAGUUGAUGAUUUGUUUGUGUGUAAAUAGAAAAUAGGAAGUUUGUUCUACUCCUCUACCCACUAUUGUACCUGUAGUCAAUCUCUGAGAACUAAUUCAAUUGAUUAUUUUUUCA
Messenger RNA from Cucurbita pepo subsp. pepo (vegetable marrow), 1752 nucleotides. Its product is annotated as zinc finger protein AZF3. Gene Ontology annotation, cellular component: nucleus. The record is from RefSeq and is a predicted model, not a curated record. Gene Ontology annotation, molecular function: transcription cis-regulatory region binding; DNA-binding transcription factor activity. Gene Ontology annotation, biological process: regulation of DNA-templated transcription. Lineage: Eukaryota; Viridiplantae; Streptophyta; Magnoliopsida; Cucurbitales; Cucurbitaceae.